AGUAAGCUUAGCAGACGCUUGCACUUGCCAAGAUCCCGAGAUUGUAGCAUGUAACUUUGUUUAUGUUGUUUUUUUAAAAAGCCCGUGUUACAAUUGUGGAUUUAAAGGAUUCAUUCCUAUAUUUGUGAUGGCUUCACAUCCAGUCAUGGAACUUGAUAUUUGGAAAGGGGAAUGGGGCCUACCAUCAAUUGACGUUCAUUGCUUAGAAGUCAUGACCUAUGCCAAAUUCUCCGGAACACGGCUGGUAACGAAGUCGACCAAUAAUCCUUUAAGAACACCCACUGGCUCUUUACCAGUUUUUCAACACGAGAAUGAGUGCCUGACAAAAUUUGGUGAAAUAUCAGCUUACCUCAGGAAGAAUAACCAUACUGCAGAUUUUGAACUAUCUCCAAAACAGUGUGCUGAAGCAUUUGCAUACUCUCAUCUCAUUUAUGAGAAGCUUGCUCCAGCACUUCAAUUUGUGUGGUGGAUUGAUUCUAAAAAUUUUGUUGAGUUCAGUCGUCCACUUUAUGCCAAGCUUUUACCAUUCCCUUUAAAUUUCUAUUAUCCUGGUCAAUAUGAAAAACAUGCUAAACAACUAAUGGUUUCACUGUAUCCUGAAGAAGAGGAUUUUUCUGUCAUUGAAACAGCAGUUUAUAGACAAGCUGAAGAAUGUCUGAGCCUUUUAGCCACUAAACUUGGUGAAAAAGAAUAUUUUUUUGGACAAUCGCCUUCGUCUUUGGAUGCUGUAGUAUUUGCUCACUUAGCUCCGUUAUUGAAAGCUCCCCUGCCCAGUGCUGCUCUGCAAAACCACUUAAAAGCAUGUACUAAUCUCACUCGCUUCGUGGGACGUAUAUUGCAGCGAUUUUUCCCGAAAGAAGUCAAGGUAGAGCAAGAACAGAAAGAGCGACAGCAAACUGCUAAGCAAGAAGCUCCAUAUUCUGAUACUGACUUUCCAAACAAGUUGCGGAACAUAAGUAUUGCUGCGCUAGUUUCCUUCAUCGCGAUGAUUGCCUAUGCCACAUCGGCCGGCAUCAUACAGGUGGUGCCUGAAAGCGACGAGGAUGAAGAGUGAUUGCACUUCACGUCAAUAGGAUGAAUAGUGUCCGUACUCAUUAUGCUUUUUUCAGUAGACACAUGUGAUCAAGUCCAGCUUGAAAAGAAAAAGCCUUUCCAUACCAUCAGAGUCGAAUAAAUCUGUGUGUAUUUAGUCAUCAA
Molecule: messenger RNA, 1197 nt
Organism: Daphnia pulex (common water flea)
Lineage: Eukaryota; Metazoa; Arthropoda; Branchiopoda; Diplostraca; Daphniidae
Product: metaxin-1-like
Exons: 6
Coding region: 128-1054 (308 amino acids)
Biological process (GO): mitochondrion organization
Cellular component (GO): SAM complex
Source: RefSeq, a predicted model, not a curated record